Molecule: messenger RNA, 2155 nt
Organism: Sphaeroforma arctica JP610
Lineage: Eukaryota; Ichthyosporea; Ichthyophonida
Exons: 5
Source: RefSeq, a predicted model, not a curated record
GCACAUACACUAGUCGCCCUCCUCUCGCAUACGCACAAGCUCAUGCGCGAGUGCACCAAGACGCACACACUGGUGGCACAGCCACACCCGGCUCCACGCGCUUCGGUGUGCAUACGUUGUCUGAGGAUGGGUUGGAUUUGUCGGAUUUGUCGGAAUCGUCGUACGAGAAUGAGACACACGCGGCUGUGUCGCGGUCUAAGUCAGCUGUUCAAACGACACGGUCGGGAAUCUAUUGCAGUGGCGGAUUCGUGAGCAGUAAGACAGCGAGCCGACCGCAGGCAAUCCCGUGUUCUAAAAAUAGAUCCAGUUAUAUUAAUAGCUACGAUUCUGCAUUCAUCUCUCCGUCUCCGAGCAAGGAAGGAUACUAUUCCUCACGGCCACCUGUACGUUUGCGACCCCCAACAGGCUCUCCGGGGGGGUCUUUCGACCUACACUACCAAUACGCUGUACCCACGCCAAAGGAACGUGAAAGCUCGACACUAGGAAAAUCCAUUCCAUCUCUACUAUCACAACAACACCUUGCCACCGGUUUAUCAGAGUCUUGUGGCGCGAACAACCCAAAGCCCGCGGGUGCAAGUGGCAGUGAACCCGAAUUGCGAAGUUUACUCAACCCAAAUCCGGACAGUUGCCAAAAACACAAACAUCGGGAAUCUCAGAAUCGGGAAUCUCCCCGUGGGAGAGCGGAGAGUUUGUCGACGAGCUUGCACGGGUUGAGCACAGGUAGAAGUGAGAGCACGAGGGGCCGAUCUCGCACUCCUACUGGGUCUCAAGAUCUCAGAGUCGCUCCGUGCGGUUCCAAAAAUAGCCCGGAGCUGGCUAAAAAUAGAACAACCUCUCAGAACAGAGGCCGGCAUGCCAACACAUCUCCACACGCGAGUAAGAAUUCUCUCAGUGCAGUAGAUAGCGGCGGUAGCAGCAAAAUGGGCACUGGUGGACUUUUAUCGAGCGCCCUACUCGGCCUCUCCCUGGUGCCCGAUGGGAGAAACAGGACUAUAAACAAGGACCGGCGCGCGAGCGUGUGCGUGCCAAUGCCAGCUCGGAGUAGCUUGGGUGUGGGCGGGGUUGUGUCUAGUACGUCUCUGGCCAUCAUGAGGUGCCGGAGUGCGGAUAUACCACUGCCCUUUUCCACUACUACCGACACUACAGACACCACCCACUCGCUGCGUGGGCCAGAGAACAUUAGUCACCACAGCCAACGCCGGGGGAGUGCGAGUGCGAGGGGGUCCAGCACACCCGACGUACACUCUACCCGGGUGGGGUGUGCUACAAGCUUGCCGUCGGGCUUGGCGGGAAAAGGUACUGCAGCACGGUCUAGUGUAGCGGGGACUAGUACGGGAACGCGGGCGUCCUGGGUGGGUAGUGCUCCUGGGGUGUCGACUGGGUUCGUCAGGACUAGUAGUGAAGGACGGUCGAGCGUGGUGAGGAGUGCUGGUGUUGUGUCGUCUGGGUUGGCCAGGUCAAUUAGUGGCGGCCGGUCCGGUUUAGCUGGACGAGAUGACGGAGGUGCGGGUGUGAAUGGGAACCCCAGCCACGCCAAGGCAGGCUUAUUUAACCCGCCUGUUGGGAAUAAAGAUGCCAGUAUACAGAACACGGUAGGUCUGAGUGGUGUGGGCGCAUCCGAGACGCCAGCUACAGCCGAGGGUCAGGCAGUGAAUAUAGGCCCUACGGAUGAGGACUCUAUCGAGGAGAUACGGUGUAGGGCCAAUCGGCACGAGACUAUGGGUACGAGCUCGCAAGGACAUCAGAGCUUGGCCACGUAUUUGAGUGAAGAUACGAAGACAGGUCGUGGGCUGGGCCAGACGUAUUCGCUCAUGUCCUUUGGAGAUGAUAGAGAAACCUGCCUACCACGCCGCCGUAGCAGCUGCGUACAUGUGAGUAGGACCAACAGUGAGGUGGCAACUAUGACUGCUUUAGACGCAGACCGAAUUGGGCUACAGAGAAGACAUAGUAUUGAGACGCACACACACCCCAAUGGGGGCGUCAGCCGUAUGUAUGAGAUGCUGGAUGGAUGUGAUAUGGAUUUCAUGGGUGAUGCAGAAGAUGUGGCCUGGAAUGUCGUGCUUGACGACGUCGAGAUGCACACAGAGUCUUCAACUAAUAACAACGAGCCAUCCAUGGGUCCUGAUGAGAGGGAUACUCCCGAUGACGUGGGUAA